Molecule: messenger RNA, 5092 nt
Organism: Myotis daubentonii (Daubenton's bat)
Lineage: Eukaryota; Metazoa; Chordata; Mammalia; Chiroptera; Vespertilionidae
Gene: TXNDC11
Product: thioredoxin domain containing 11
Source: RefSeq, a predicted model, not a curated record
GGAGCCGCAGCGGCAGCUGGGCUGACGUGGAGGGUCACGGUUAGCGGGCACUACGAGUUGCGGGAUUGGGGAGCGACGGCCCGGGCCGGGCCCUUGGGCCCUGGGCGGCGGCGGCGGCGGUAUAAAGCUGGCGACGGGGAGCAUGUAAUGUCGGAAUGCGGAGGCCGCGGCAGCGGCGGCGGCAGCAGCAGCAGCGACGACGCCGAGGAGGAGGGUGGCGGCGCCGGCCCAGCGGGCUCCGGCUCCCUCAGCCCGGCCCCGGCCCCGGCCGGAGCGUCCUCGGCGGACCGGCUCCGUCGCCGACUGCGCGGCGCCUUCCUCAUGGCGCGCCGGCGACCGGAGCUGCUCUGCGGGGCCGUGGCGCUUGGCUGCGCGCUGCUCUUCACCCUCAAGUUCACCUGCAGUCGAGCAAAAGAUGUGAUAAUACCAGCAAAGCCACCUGUCAGCUUUUUCUCCUCGAGGUCUCCGGUUCUUGACCUCUUCCAGGGUCAGCUGGACUACGCAGAGGUUGUUCGCCGGCACUCAGAGGUGGUGCUUCUGUUCUUCUACGCCCCAUGGUGUGGACAGUCCAUCGCUGCCAGGGCAGAAGUUGAGCAAGCGGCGAGUCAGCUUUCAGACCAGGUGUUGUUUGUGGCAAUUAACUGUUGGUGGAACCAGGGGAAAUGCAGAAAACAGAAGCAUUUCUUUUAUUUUCCUGUAAUAUAUCUAUAUCAUCGGAGUUUUGGACCAAUCGAAUACAAAGGCCCCAUGAGUGCUGUUUACAUUGAGAAGUUUGUCCGCCGGGUGAUGAAACCACUUCUGUACAUCCCAUCUCAAUCAGAAUUACUAGAUUUUCUCUCAAACUACGAGCCUGGAGUACUUGGGUACUUUGAGUUCAGUGGUUCACCCCAGCCACCUGGUUAUUUGACCUUCUUCACAUCAGCAUUACAUUCAUUAAAGAAAGAUUACCUAGGAACAGUACGAUUUGGGGUUAUCACAAAUAAACAUCUUGCGAAACUGGUAUCCUUAGUACACUCUGGAAGUGUGUAUUUACAUAGACAUUUCAACACAUCACUUGUCUUUCCCAGGGAGGUCAUCAACUACACAGCUGAGAACAUCUGCAAGUGGGCCUUAGAAAACCAAGAGACACUCCUUCGAUGGCUGCGGCCACAUGGUGGAAAGAGUCUCCUGCUGAAUAAUGAACUGAAGAAAGGACCAGCCCUUUUUUUAUUUAUUCCUUUUAAUCCCUUAGCUGAAAGUCAUCCUUUAAUAGAUGAGAUCACCGAGGUGGCCUUGGAGUACAACAACUGUCACGGGGACCAGGUGGUGGAGCGGCUCCUUCAGCACUUGCGGCGAGUGGAUGCCCCGGUGGUCAAGUCUCUGGCAUCUGAGCCCCCAGUCCAGCUGCUGGACCCGCCGCUGAUAACGGCGUCCCCCUGCUGCAACACUGUGGUGCUGCCCCAGUGGCACUCCAUCUCCAGGACCCACAAUGUCUGUGAACUAUGUGUCAACCAGACAGCUGUGGGCAUUAGGCUGAGCUCCGUUAGUGUGCCACAGUGCAGCUUUCUCGAGAUGGCAGCAGCUCUGGAUUCUUUCUACCUCAAGGAACAGGCCUUUUAUCAUGUGGUGUCGGACAGCAUGGAGUGUAGCAAUUUUCUGAGUUCCUACAGCCCUUUCAGCUACUACACUGCAUGUUGCAGGACUAUGAACAGGGGUGUGGCAGGCUUCAUUGAUUCUGAACCAGAUGUCUUCAAAUCCCCAAACAUUGCAUUUUCUUCCCUCGAGAAAGAAUGUGAGGUUGAUACCCCAAGCUCCGUUCCUCACAUUGAGGAGAACAGGCAUGUUUUUCCUGAAGUGGACAUGAAUAGCACAAACUUCACAGGCCUGAGCUGCAGAACCAAUAAGACCCUGAACCUCUACCUGUUGGAUUCAAAUUUGUUUUGGUUAUAUGCAGAAAGGCUAGGUGCUCCUAGCACCGCUCAGGUGAAAGAAUUUGCUGCAAUUGUUGAUGUGAAAGAAGAAUCUCACUAUAUCUUGGAUCCAAAACAAGCUCUUAUGAAGUUCACCCUAGAGUCUUUUAUUCAAAACUUCAGUGUUCUCUACAGUCCCUUGAAAAGACAUCUUAUUGGAAGUGACUCUGCCCAGUUCCCUUCUCAGCAUUUAAUCACUGAAGUGACAACUGAUACCUUCUGGGAAAUAGUCCUUCAAAAGCAGGAUGUUUUGCUGCUUUAUUAUGCACAGUGGUGUGGCUUCUGUCCUUCCCUCAAUCAUGUCUUCAUCCAGCUAGCUCGCCUCCUGCCAACGGAUACAUUCACUGUGGCAAGGAUUGAUGUAUCUCAGAAUGAUCUUCCUUGGGAAUUUAUGGUUGACCGACUUCCUACUGUCUUAUUUUUUCCCUGUAACAGAAAGGACCUAAGUGUGAAAUACCCCGAAGAUCUUCCCAUCACCCUUCCAAACCUGCUGAGGUUCAUUUUGCAUCACUCAGACCCUGCUUCUGUCCCCCAGAACUUGGCUAACCCUUCUACCAAAGAGUGUCUUCAGAGCGAGGCAGUCUUACAGCAGGGGCACAUCUCCCAUUUGGAGAGAGAGAUCCAGAAGCUGAGGGCUGAAAUCAGCACCCUUCAGCGAGCGCAAAUGCAGGUGGAGGCUCAGCUUUCCAGCGCACGCAGGGAUGAGCACCAGCUGCUGCAGCAACAGCAGACCUUGAAGAAGCAGCACAGCUUGCUCCAGCUGCACAGUGAGCAGCUGCAGGCCCUGUAUGAGCAGAAAACCAGGGAGCUGGAGGAGGUGGCCCGAAAGCUCCAGGAGCUGGCCGACGCCUCAGAAAACCUGCUCACGGAGAACACAUGGCUCAAGAUCCUGGUGGCGACCAUGGAGCGGAAACUGGAGAGCAAGGACGGAGCUGAAAAUCUCUCUCCCCCGGAGGAGGGGCACGCUGACUACCCUGAGCCCUCAGGGUCCCCCCGGUUACCUGGCAGUACCCCUCCACCUGCCAAUAUCAGCUCCUCGCUGGCGGCUGAAAGGAGCAAUGAGAAUAGGACAGACUAACUUUUUAAACGACAUGAAGAAAUCAGAGGUGAAAUCUGUACAUUGGGAAUAUAUUUAUGCAAAUUUUAUUGAAAUUUAUUGUAAAUAAAGAUUUUCUCAGUGGUCUAGAAAAUCAAUGUGAAUGUCAUUCAGCUUUUAUUGAACAGGGAUGGCAUCCCUUCCACUUAUUGCACAAACUUGGUAACUGAGACAAAAACAGUAGCACAGUCCAUUUGAAGAUUUGUCUGAAAAAUUAGUCCAUAUUUUAGUGGCUGCGUCAGAGUUCCCUCCCCAUUCUCCUAUUGUUGCUUCUGUGAUGACAUACAGAAUGAGAUGUUAAUUUCUUGACUGACUAGUCAGAAAACUUGAACACAACAGUGGUCAAUUCAGAAUGAACUUAAUGAGAGUCAUAACUUACUAAGCCAGUUGAGUGUGUGGCUCUGGUCUCUGUACUAAAAAAGUAGCUAUUGACAAAUAAGAACAGUGAGAGCUAUUGUGUGGUUGUUCACCAGUUCUACAGGCACUUUCACUUUCCUCCCAGAGACCCCCACGAGUGCCCCACCAUGCUGAUGGGAUGGGCCUGAUUCAAGCUGCAAAGAUGUCAUCCCUGGCAACCAAGGAGUGGAAUAAAGAACUUCCAGACGUGAAACUAAGGAGAAAGCGACAUUUCAACAUUUCAGAACUCAAACUUCACUGGCACGGUAAAAACCUCAGGGCAAGUCUGACAGUCAAGUGAUGGUCAUUUUCAGAGACUGAAAAUGCAAGUCCCAGGUGCCUCCCGGGUUACUAGGGUGAAAGACAGCCUAGGUGUAAGCUGCUGGCUGCAGAAAGUUAGAGGUAGAAAGCUUGGAGGUUCUGGAAUGCGAGGGGAAUGGAUCAAAUGCCCCUACACCUUCCAUUUUUCUUGAGCAUCCUUCAUUAGAAAGUAAAUCUCCCUGAUUUCUAAGUCGGCACCUUUGGAACUUGUCUCCACUCCCAGCCCAAAGGGCCUCUGCUGAUCUCCAGCUUAACUCUCAUGGUUGGCCAUCCUCAGUUAAGGGCCAGGGACAUUUCUUCUUGCCUUUAGCUCAAAUUGCCUAACUGCCCUUACCCCUCCCUCUAAGCUAUUAAUGUUUGGUCCCCAAUUUAGACAUAUGCUGCUAAAGUAAAUGCUCCCUAAGCUCCCUCCUUGGGGUUCUAGAAAGUAGAUUAGUUCAACAUGCUUUCUAGAGGAGACUUGAAUGAAGCCAUAAGUAAGCUGCCUUCAGCCUGACCAGGAAGCCAGGGCUCUGAUGGUGGUGGGAGCUGACGAGCGAGGCUGAGGGCCUCCUGGGAGCUCCAUGCCCAUGCUGCUGGCAGGCUACUCAAGUGCUAAAGGCCAGUGCACCAAGGUUAAAACAAGGCUGGCCUCCAGUUUAUUACCCAGGAUGCCGAUACAAAUCCUAGUUAAUUGUGACCGUUAAUGUGUUUACAGUGGUGGAAUUAAAAAUCCAAGUGAUUUCAUACAAGGGACACCUUGGAGAUGCAGGCUGUGGAGGCACUGGCCCGAUCCAAGAGCCACUAACUCAUCUUUUUGAAAACUAAGUACAGAAACUGAAACUCACUCUCCCCUGCCCCCCGUCCCCCCAGGUGCUAACUAAGCACAGGCAGUCAGGGCACAUCUGGGGGCUCCUGUGUACAUAUGCACAUAAGAAAUGCCCUUCCACUGCACUUGGUGCUCUCUUAGUGGAGUCAGGGGACUCUCCUUCUAGGUCAGGGGUGGGGAACCCUUUUCUGCCAAGGGCCAUUUGGAUAUUGACAUCAUCAUUCACAGGUCAUACACAAUUAUCUACUUAAAAAUUAGCCUGCUACAUUUGGUCAAACAUUUAAUUAACUCACACCUAAUGCCUUGGCAGGGCCAGACCAAAUGAUUUCAUGGGCCUUAUAUGGCCUGUGGGCUGGACGUUUCCUACCCCUGUUCUAGGUGAUCUGCUGAGGAAAGUAAAAUCCAGUAUCCAGCAGGUGAGUGGUAAUUUAAGAAAGGAAACUAAUUUGUGAAAAGGGAAGGAGUGAGGAAACCCCAGUUCCCUCCUCUCCCCUCCAGUGCAGAAAAUAUUAAAUACAACAA